AUGUUAGCCAUGGUUGGCCACGAGAUGAUGCACGCGUUGGAUCCACGAGGCAUACAAUCGCUCGAAGGGUAUGAACCAGAUGAUAAGGAUGACGUGAUGAGAGAAUACACAAAGAGGGCGCUGUGCUUGCGGAAGUCUCAUAAGUCUGUCCUGUCCUUAAGUGGUCAAGAAGGAACGUUGAGCGACGAGCUGGACAGCGAGAACCUGGCCGACCUCGUAGGCGUCAAGCUGACGUAUGAUGCUUUCAAUUCCUUGGAGAGCGGAUACAGGGACCAAUAUCUUGCAGGCCUGGACAUGUCAGCGCAGAAGCUGUUCUUCUUCAACAACUGCGCGAAAUGGUGCUCUCAGGAAGAAUCAGACGCCCCACGCUACGCACCAAAACGCUCGCGUUGCAUAGUGCCCCUGAUGAACAUGCCGGAGUUCUCCAGGGCUUUUGGCUGCGCUGCUGGGACACCCAUGAAUCCAACGCAGAAGUGCACCUUCUGGUAG
This is a messenger RNA of Rhipicephalus sanguineus (brown dog tick), 489 nucleotides long. RefSeq names its product neprilysin-1-like. The transcript is spliced from 3 exons. Lineage: Eukaryota; Metazoa; Arthropoda; Arachnida; Ixodida; Ixodidae. Gene Ontology annotation, cellular component: plasma membrane. Gene Ontology annotation, biological process: protein processing. The record is from RefSeq and is a predicted model, not a curated record. Gene Ontology annotation, molecular function: metalloendopeptidase activity. The coding region runs from base 1 to 489 and encodes 162 amino acids.